Molecule: messenger RNA, 1486 nt
Organism: Thamnophis elegans (Western terrestrial garter snake)
Lineage: Eukaryota; Metazoa; Chordata; Lepidosauria; Squamata; Natricidae
Gene: C7H22orf23
Product: chromosome 7 C22orf23 homolog
Source: RefSeq, a predicted model, not a curated record
CAGAGUUGAUAUUGACGGAAACGAGUGCCGGAGGUGGUUGUCAUGGUGACGGGAGUCGCCAAUUCGGUUUCUUUCAGAGUACUAUAUUACAAUGGCUUCUCAAGAGAGGAUCAGGCCUGUGAUAAAAGGAAGUGGAUUUUGGCAUGUUCCCACUGUGAAGGAAUAUAGCAAGGAAACGCAAGAGUUGUUAAAAGUGAUGAUGCAAGAAUCUAAGCUUACUUGUUUCCAGCAACGCCAUCUUGUAAAUUGCAUUAAACGCGGUGAUGCUUUACCCAUACACUGUUAUCCAACAUCCAGCAGAGAACCAGAGUUUCCGAAGCCUGUAUUACCAAAAGUUAUUUUGACCACCAGUCCCUUUGGCAGACCUCACCUCAGGCCUGCAGAGAUCUGUCGUGCAGGAAAUGCAUAUAUCAGAGAAAAAUUCAAGCCUCAAGCCACUCGAGACCUGGAGAAGGAGAAAGAAAGACUGCAAAACAUCUUAGACGGAAAAGACAAAGUAGAAAAGAAAACUCCAGUCAAGGUUAGAAGAACAGUACAAGAGAUGGACCGAUUCGAUGAAUUGGUGAAUGAAAUUCAAGAUCGACAAAAUUUCCUGUCAGAAAUGGAAGCUUUGGGACAGAGCAAAGUGUAUCAAGGAAUUAUCCAGACUGAAAUAUCACAGAUGCUCCGGGGAGAUGGAGAUGAUAGACAAGCAGAGAACUGCAGAACUGAAAGGGGCAAUAGCCAAGUCUUUCACUGUAAGCAUCAAACAUGACAAUCCAAGCACAGGUCAAGUAGACCAAUAGUUCUCCCCACACUACACCCAAGGAUUUUAACUCCUUCACUCUUUUUCUGCUGACAUAAGUGAAUGUGAAGAAUAUCUUACCCAGUACAGUUUGACCACCUUGUGGCAAGUAUCUGUAGAAUAUAUUUAAUCUCCUAGGAAUACUGUAUGAAUCCUGAAAAGUAGGAAUAACUUGUUUCAACAUGUAAUGGCAGUUAAAAAAUGUGAUCCAGAAACAAAGGGUUCAAAUGAAUCACUGGGUUUACAUUCUUGCCUUUGACAAAAAAAGAGAGAAAGGAUUUCCACAUAUUUCAUCUCUGGAAGACAGCAUCUGUGUUUCUAUCAUUUAUGUGCUCCUGCUUUUUAGAAUUAGAACUGUACAACUAUUAGAAUAGAUCAAAAAUAUUUAUGUUAUGAUUGUGCCAUCCACUGAUGCUGCUGCUUCCAGUCAAAACGGCUGUUUUUCACUCGUCAUAUAAAGCGUUAAGCAAACAGUGGUGACUGUUGUAUUGGACUAUGAAAGAGAAUCGGAAGGUUUUAGAUGGCACUUAUUUUUGAUGAAUGCUUCUUCAGUAAAAUUACAGACUUAGGACAUCUUCAUUAUGACUGUGACUAUUUAUUUACAUGUCUGUCACUUGUUAAAAGAAAGACUUAAUACCACAACAGCAAGUGGGUGGGUAGGAGUAAGGGAUGUUUUUCUCAUUGGUACACUUUUUGCUUUGG